CGUGCAAGGCACACAAACGAUAACAGGGAUACCUUUAACAGUAACUUAUGCUCUGUUACCACAUUAAUAUCAGCCAGGGAUCGAUAACGUCAGUAAUAAAUAUCUACAAAGGCAGUACAGCUAAGCACUAGACAGACGUCCUUGUUUCCUGACAUUUUAGCCGGCUGCUAGCUCGCUCCGUGCAGCAGUGGGAUCAUGUUUACCUCCCAAACAUCGUCCUUCCAGGAUUCAAUUGACGUGGAGGAGAGAGAUGAUUAUGAAAGCGAAGAAAUUGCUGGAUACAGCCAGAAAAUUCAGCUCAACUGCUACUACACCAUUUAUCUUUAUCAAGGCACAAGAUCUGAGGCUUCUGGGGAAAAUGUGGCAUGGAACCAGAGACGAGCAGACUCCACAACCAGUCAGGAUGACUUUAGCCUGACGCUAAUCGACAGCAGCCUGCCAUCGGAGGCAGAACCUGAGCUGCGGACCUACAUUUCAAGGAGGCUGAGCAAAGGAGCCCUGCUUGGAGGCAUGGGCAACAUCGCCACUGUGGAGCUCAGUAUCCCGGAGCAGGCAGUCGGCUGCUACUGCUGUCUCCUGGAGCAGGAGCGGUCUCCUGAACAGCCUGAUGCUGAUGGAAACGGAUACGUCAUCUGCUUUAUGGGCGGCUCUGAAAAAGGACUGAAUUUAUUUAGAUUAGAGCUUGAUAAAUAUGUCCAGGGCCUUCACAGCAGCCUGCAGACCCCAGAGCUGCAGAACCUUGAGACGGAGGUGCGUCCCUAUCUGAGCCGGUGGUAUGAGGAGUCUGUGAUGCACAUUUAUCGGGUGGUGCAGCUGGUUCAGAGCAACAUCAGCUUCUUGCUGCAUGCUGCUUUGAGUCACACACAUGUGGAGGUCACCAACUCAGACGAGAAGACAAAGGCUGAUGUGUCCAGGUUCAUCAAAGCAGCCAGUUUGCAGGGCCUGUCCCAACAAGACACUACGACAGCGUCUCUGUGUAAGGCCAUCUCAGAGGACACACUCUCCGACCUGAUCAUAGACUGCUCCACCAGCCCACCCAAACUCUCAAACACUGUCAGUAAUCGUUUCUGUGAUGACUGGAUUCAGGCAUUUCUAAACGCUGCAGAGCGUUGUAAUCCUUUCCUGCUCAGACAGAUUUUGGAGAACUUCAAACUUAAGGCCAUCCAGGACAUGAACAGCCUGAAGCGUUUUGUGCGGCAGGCAGAGAUGAGUCACUACGCUCUGUUUCGCUGCUGCCAGUUCCUACAGGGUUGCGGGAAUGGGGAUGUGUUGCUGCAGAACGCCCGGGCGGAGCACAGCGACCUGCCUGAAGCCUGCAGCAUCAUCACAGUGCUGGAGGAGUUCCUCAGGGAACAAUCCCAGGCCCAGGCUUGAUUUCACAACAGCACAGAUAGCCUGUACUCUAAACUUAGCUCUACAUCUUUGGUCAAACAUCAGUUUGUCAGAUAAUUUUAGCUGUGGGGACAUUUUGAAUCUUCCAGCCGUACUGGCAGAUUCAGAAUUAGAUAUAAGUUAUAAAA
Messenger RNA from Plectropomus leopardus (leopard coralgrouper), 1520 nucleotides. It is a transcript of the gene c18h17orf75, whose product is annotated as chromosome 18 C17orf75 homolog. Lineage: Eukaryota; Metazoa; Chordata; Actinopteri; Perciformes; Serranidae. Gene Ontology annotation, cellular component: trans-Golgi network. The record is from RefSeq and is a predicted model, not a curated record.